Nomia melanderi (Alkali bee) is the source of this 4924-nucleotide messenger RNA. It is a transcript of the gene Msx, whose product is annotated as homeobox protein Msx. Gene Ontology annotation, cellular component: nucleus. The record is from RefSeq and is a predicted model, not a curated record. Gene Ontology annotation, molecular function: RNA polymerase II transcription regulatory region sequence-specific DNA binding; DNA-binding transcription factor activity, RNA polymerase II-specific. NCBI's taxonomy places the organism in Eukaryota, Metazoa, Arthropoda, Insecta, Hymenoptera, Halictidae. Gene Ontology annotation, biological process: embryonic morphogenesis; regulation of transcription by RNA polymerase II.
CGAGCCUGGUAAUCAGUGUCGUUUCCGCGGCAGCAGUGGCCACCACGCGGCAGAUUACGCAGAUUACCACCCGUGGCACUAUACCCCCCCGCGUAUCCGACGGUUGUGACGCGCGGCCUGUGUGACAGUGCCGGGGGACCGUGCGUGAAACUCGCGACGGGGACUUAUGUCCUGUGACGCGACUCCGGCUCUACCGAGAAUCGUUGCACCGGCAGCGAACCGUGAGGCAGCAGAAGAAACUGAUACACUUGAAUUUAGGGACUGUCUUCAGGGUUGAUACCGUUGAUACCGUUGCCUGGCCUAAGGGACAUGGAUGUUUGACACGUUCCAUUCGGCGUAGAUGGGUAUCUGACGCAGUGACAGUGUCGUAGACGAUCUUCGGUGGCUAGAGACACUUGUACCUGCUUGCUCUGGAGCAGAUCGGUCGAAUCGUUGGAGUUGUUUGAGGGAAAGAGGCUGCGAGCUUGGAUGAUCGUAUAGUUGAAUAGAGGAUAGUAGAGAUUGAAAUAAUGUUGAUCGAGUAUGCCGAGCGGAGGAGUUCAGGAGACAUGUUGAUCUCUUAAAGAGACUGCUCCGGACUUUAAUGGGGGGAUCCGCUCGUGCCGGGUCGGUCGGUCCGCGGCGAUGCGGCGGAUUCCGAGAAUAACGGGCCCCGGGAACAGCCGGGAUGGCAGGCCGUGAGCGUUCCUGAUGAUACCGCGACGACCGAUUGCGAGCUAGACGGACAGCCGAUCGAAGAGCCGCCGCUGCGAUGACAGUCCUCUUUGUUGCCCGCCCCGUUGACGGUUUAAACAGUUCGCGCGGACGCGGCCUGUGUGGACAAUAAAAGCGAGGGGCGAUGACCUCUUGGACGAUGUCGGUGAUAAUCGAUGGACAGUCACGGGAAAAUUGAUUCGCGAGAGAGUGACGUGUACCAAGUGUAAAUUGUAAUUGGAGUGGUCAUUGAAAUGCUUCAAGUACUCUGACACCUUGUCGUUGAAUCCGACGACUCGCUGUUGAUGAAUUGCGCAACUAAGAUUAGAACCCCUCGAUGUUUCGCUCGAUCGAGACUGCGCUCGCUACGUCCGAUGACAAGUUAAUCGACCCCGAAGACUCCAAAUUAAAUGCAACGCGGUUUCCCAGCGAAGCUGCUCCACACUCGUGAAGACUCGAACCCCAGAAGACUGACGCGAAGCGCGGAGACUCAUCGAGAAUUUGUCGCCGCGACCCCGAAGGACACGAGAGGAUCAUGAGCAGCAGCGAGGGAGUGGUGACAGGUCAAGGCACCGGCAGCGAUCGUCUCUGCGAGGACGUGGACAUGGCGACCCCGACGUCGGCAUCGUCGAACCUGAAGCCGCGGAGCGGCAAGAUCAGCUUCAGCGUGGACUCCCUGCUGAGCGACAUGAAGAAGACAGCGGUUACCGGCGGGGCGUUCGCCAGGCGAGAGGCCGAGGACCGACUGGAGUCCGAGAAGUGCCUGGACAUGGAGGCCAGGUACCGCGAAUUGCUGAUCGAGCAGCAGAGGCUGCAGAGCAGAGAGCUGCUGGCCAGACUGAGCCCGCACGGUCUGACGUUCGCCAAUCAUCACCACCAUCAUCCGUCGAGCAGGCUGGAGCAGGAUCACCCGUCGGCUGGCCGGCAGGAGAUCCUGACCGUCAAGGAUUUCUCCAGGACCACCAGCCUCGACAAGUCCUCGUCGCCUAUCAGGAUAGACCAAGAGGUCCAGAGAGACAGGGACGAUCGGCGGUUGUCCGCUAGCUCGCCGGCCAGCAGGAUCACCGAAUCUAUGAUCCAGCGCGAACGCGGCCAAGAGGACGACGAGAGGAUCGACAGGAUCACCAACCCGCGAUCGGUGUCGCCUGCCAGCAGACGCGAGAUCAUGGACGAUAGAAGCGACUCCGAGGCGAACCGUUCCUUGGAGGGCGACAGGACCACCGAUCAUCUGGAUCUCGAGGAUCAAGAGAUCAGAAGCGUGGGCCAGUCCGAAGACCUGAACGUGAUGGACUCGGACUGCGAGCUGGAGAGGGACAUGGAGGGCAACCAGGAGAAGGAGGAGAAGUCCAGCCCGGUAGUGCCUCAGCCGAUUCAUCCGGGUGUCCAGAGGCCAUCCCAAGGGCCGCCUUACCUAGCCGGGGCACCCGGCGCACCCGGAUGGAAUCCUGCGGGAUUUCCGCAUUCCCUGGCGGGGUUCGCGUGGCUACCCCCACCCCCGCACCCGCACAAUCCUCACGGACAUCUUUACACGCCGCACGGAGGACCCACCAGUCCAAACGGCGACUUGAGGCUGCCGGGGCCAGGUCCGGGUCCAGUCAGGUGCACCCUGAGGAAGCACAAGCCGAACCGAAAGCCGAGGACGCCGUUCACCACGCAACAGCUGCUCUCCCUCGAGAAAAAGUUCCGCGAAAAGCAGUACCUGACGAUCGCCGAAAGAGCGGAGUUCUCGUCCUCCCUUCACCUCACGGAAACGCAGGUGAAGAUCUGGUUCCAAAACCGGCGGGCGAAGGCGAAACGGCUGCAAGAGGCCGAGAUAGAGAAGCUCAGGCUGUCGGCGAGGCCUCUGUUGCACCCGAGUUUCGGCUCGGGCCUGAUGUUCUCCGGAGUGGGGCCCCCUGGGACACCAGGAGUGCCUCCCUUCAUCGCGGCGGCCAUGGCUAGGCACACCCAUGUCGCGGCCGCGGCAGCCAUGUUCAUGGGGCCCCCUGGACACAGGCCUUAAUAAGGCAGACUCGGAGCCGCGCGAGCCCAAGUCGCUCGUACCCUGCGCCCUCCGAGCGGUUCGGCGACGGUGUGCCGCAGGAUAUCGGACUCGCCAGCUCCCGCAGGAUCCGGAGGAUCGAGACGGCGGCGCGACGCCGAUCCCGCCGGAAAAAGGAUCCCGAAACCUGUUCUUCCGAGGCAAAAAUGAGACACGCGCUGCGGAGACUGGAAGCCUGGAAAAAGAGGAUCUCGACGUCGUUAGCCGUCGGUGGCUCCGGAGGCUUCGGAGCGGAGGAAUCUCGAGAACGAAUUUUCGGACGGACGUUGGGAGGACUUUAUUCGAGGACGUUGCGCGAAGUUGUCUAGUUCGAGGACGAGGAAGAGUAUCUAGUGUCUAAGAGGAAGCAGCGAAGUCAGGUUUCGGGGGAUCCGUUCAGCUUGUGAAGAAUUCGGUUUAACCUGUGAUACCUCUGGAAUAAUAUUCCUGUGAGAAGGUCUAGGGUCCAGGUACCUAGACGAAGGGACUCGUAGUGGAUUUUCGGAGAAGCUGAGAUUGUUCGCAGGAUAUCGCGAAGUGGCGAAGACUCGGUGCAGAAUCGAGCUCGGAGUCAACGGCGACGUUGAAGCGACACGAGAGAAUUCAAAUCCUAAAGUUCAAAGCCGUCAUCGCCGCGCUUCCAAGCGGACAGCGAACGCUCCGUCGAAAUCGAAUCGGACGGAACGACGCGUUCGCCGUCGCGCGAUGUUGCGCGAUCCCGGAUUCGACGGAGACUCCGACUGUACUCUCGAUUGUGCGCGAAAUCGGCAGCGAGAGAACGAAGAGAGGAUUCUCGAGUGUCGGAGAGACUGUUCGUUUAUCCCUCGGCCUCUUCAUUCUCGCUUCUCCGCGGAGCAGAAGCGUUCGCGAGUGUCCGAGCAAUCUCGCGGGAGGAUUAACACGUUGAACGCCACGUAAACGCCACGUAAACUGUUUUCAUUAACCAAAUCGAGAUUCUUGACACAUCGCGUACCGGAAUUUUCAGAAAACUGAAUUGUGAUGGCAAUUUUCACCGAGGUCAACUUGUAUCACUAUACAUAGAGAAACUCAGAUAUAUUGUUGUGUAAUAUAUUUCAAAUAGAUAAUUCGAAUCAGAUUUUAUAUUUUCUUCAAUGCUGUGGUAAUUAGCGAAGUUGCAUAGCUAAGUGUCUUUACAUAAAAACGAGACUUCUCGUUACCUGUACGCAAUGUGUUAAUUGCUCCACUGUUUCUUAUAUCUCGUAUACAACAAAAUUCAGUUCGAUGCGUCAAGAAAACGAAUAUCCAAGUUUCUAUAAAAACAAUGUUACUCGAGUCCAGGUGACGUGGCAGUCAAAGUGUUAACGCGUUGACUGCCACGAGAACCUUCGGAGCUUUGUCUCGCUUAUUCUUUCGUAGCAAAGAUGGGGAACAGAUAUUUAUUAUUUAGUAUCGGAAUGCUUACAUUACACUGUUACCUAGUAAUACGAAAUAUUCCCAUUCGACAUUAGUUAUCCGACAAAUUGUAAUUAUCAAGUAAUUUGGGAGCGACGUGGCAGUCGACGUGUUAACCGUUUGGAUGCUAAACUUUUGUGGAUAUUUACCAAAAAUGCGGAAGUGAUUGGGUGCGUAUGCAAAAGAAUUAAUAAGAGUACUUACCUAAUGAGAUCACGAAUAUGUCAUUACAAAGAAAUAUCAAAAAAGAACAUUCAUUCAAAUAAAUUUACUUUAUUUCUCGAAGAAUCUAGCAAGAAAAUUCUAAUUGAUACCGACGAACAGAAGCGCCUCCGCAAUUUUGCGUUCAGCACUCAAACGGCGAAAGACCGAAGGAUCCAGCCCGCGAAGGGAUCGCGCGGCGCGGAGCGUUUAGAAAGUAUUUUCGAAGGCGUCGAUCUCACGAGGAAACACCGAUUGUACAUAUUGUAAAUAGCCGUGUUAACCGUAAGUGUACGUAUGUAUAUACACGUAAUAUACACAUACAUAAACAUAUACAUAUACAUAUACAUAUACAUAUACAUAUACAUAUAUAUAUAUAUAUACACGACACACGUGUACAGGAGAGGCUUCUCGCGGUUUCCGCGCGAGUGAGGAACGUUAGACCGAGACGCGGGAAGAGACGGAGGAUCGGCGGAACCGCGGACGGGAAAAAGAUCGACGAUAUUCGAUCCACCUUAGGCUUAGGCCGCGGACUCGGCAUUUCAAUUGACCCGCUCCGUUCGGCUCGUUUAUCCGCGGGGAAAUUUAUGGGUGAGA